Acipenser ruthenus (sterlet) is the source of this 781-nucleotide messenger RNA. RefSeq lists its product as uncharacterized. Gene Ontology annotation, molecular function: protein binding. The transcript is spliced from 6 exons. The coding region runs from base 83 to 691 and encodes 202 amino acids. The record is from RefSeq and is a predicted model, not a curated record. Lineage: Eukaryota; Metazoa; Chordata; Actinopteri; Acipenseriformes; Acipenseridae.
CUACUUUUUUUUUUUUUCUUCAACCACUCUGACUGUGAUGUACAUCUGAUAGGGAAUGAAGGCGGCUGGCUUUCUGUAUUAAAUGUUGGACAUGGUAAAAACUGUACUUUUCCUUUUAAUAGCCUGGGGAAAUGAAAUGUAUGUUAACAGUGAGAGUGUGGGGGCUCCAGUGUUUAUGUCAGUAGAACAGAUAAACACCACAAGUCUUACAAUCAACUGGAGUACAACUAGCAGCUCUGUAACAGAAUGUGCUCUCUUUGUGUUUGCAAAGGGUGAACAACAAGGUGAAAUCCUUUUAUUACCCAGUGCUGGGUCCAUACCGAUGAGAAAUCUGACAGAAGACACUGUGUACAUGUUCAGCUGUACAUGCUUUGAUCAGGAUGUAAUCCUCAAGUCUGCAACUAUCAGCGUGGAUACAGGGUUACCACUGUCUGUAAGUUCUACAACUGCAACCUAUACUCAGAGCCUCAACACUGCAGGUGAUAGCCUUCCAGCAAGCAACAUAAGCUCGGAUGUGCUUACUGGAGCUGUGUUUGGCUGCCUUGGGGUUUUGGUCCUCAUCUUCCUCUGCUAUAUAUUCUAUAACAAGUGGAGGAGGGAUGAAAGACUCAGGGCAUUUCUAAGGCUCCCUCGUAAUAAUGGAGUGGCUCCCUACAUGAUCUUUGGUAAUAAUGGCGCCAACCCAUCCUAAGCAGCAAGGAUGUCAUACACUUUUUGUGCAAUUUUCUAUUCGUAUAGGUGUUUUUGAACUGUUCUGAUUUUAUUAAAGUGUCCAUAACAA